GUUUCGUUAGUUUGAAAAAAAUUGCCGAAUUUGCCUUUAAUUAAUUUGGCUAAAAUAAAUAGAAUUAAGACGUAUUUAUAAGAAAAGAGUAAGCAAAAUGUCCCACACUGAUUGUGCUGUACGCGACUGUAAUUAUAAUAUUUUUAAUAAACCGCGAGGAGUGACUUUUCAUUCUUGUCCAAUCAGAAGUGACAUGAGAAACAAAUGGUUGCAGAUGUUGAAAACUAAAUGUACUGUUCUGGAUUGGAACAGAAGUAGAAUAUGUUCUAAACACUUUGAAACAAAAUAUUUCAAUAUCAAAGGAAAAUUGAAAGAUGAUGCUGUACCUACUUUAUUUUCUUCAGCUGCACACAAACAUCCUUUUAAACAAACUCAAGAGAGAGCCACAUCAUCAAGAACUAAUGUAGACAGAGUCCUAAAUAAAUUGACCCAAGCGGAGUUAAUGUCUGAUAUUAAGAAUAUAUUAAGCAAAAUGAAAGAACCUUCAAAUUUAGAAACCUAUAUGAAUGAUGACUACAAAAGCAAGACUGACACACCAACUGAAGCUCAGCUUUGGAUAUUAGUAAAAAAACAAGAUCAUUUAAAUACAAGACUGAUGGAACUAGUUGUUCAAAAUAAAAAACAUGUAGAAUUACUACAGAAAAACUUGGAAGAGGCUAGAUCAUCUAAAAAGGAAACAGAACAAAGUGUUGAAACUUACAAAUAUAUAAUUAAAUGCUUACAAGAGAAAUUAGCUACUCUUGAGGAACAGAUAGAUAUACUAACCACUGUUGAGUCAAGGUAAAAGAAAAGACUGUAUUGUAUUAUCUUAGAAUUUAAUAAAUUAUUACUUGUUUUUUAUUGAUUGCAUAAAUGCAUUUAUUCUAUUAAUUAAUUUAAAACUACAAUUUAUAAUCAGUCUUAAAUGUAUGAGAUUUGUCUGUAAUACAAAUUUUUUUUCGUGAUAAGACAUCCUAUAUUUUCUAAAUCUUACAAUAGAUAUGUUGAAUCUCAGAUAUGAGCUUCAUGAUUUCAUUUAAACCUCUCCAUGCUUAAAAAGAAAAAUAAAUGUUUGUGUCUACAUUU
Papilio xuthus (Asian swallowtail) is the source of this 1065-nucleotide messenger RNA. Its product is annotated as THAP domain-containing protein 1 B-like. NCBI's taxonomy places the organism in Eukaryota, Metazoa, Arthropoda, Insecta, Lepidoptera, Papilionidae. Gene Ontology annotation, molecular function: sequence-specific DNA binding. The record is from RefSeq and is a predicted model, not a curated record. The transcript is spliced from 3 exons. The coding region runs from base 98 to 784 and encodes 228 amino acids.